UUAAACCUUUUGCCUUUUCUUAAAAAAAUAAACAACAAAACAUAAAAUGUCUUUUUGACGUGUGUAAAAUACCAAAACACGCACGUGUGAUAAAAUGCGUAUAGAAACUUGUUAUUUCUGUUCCUCCAGGAUAUAUCCUGGCCACGGAAUCCAAUUUGUGAGGAAUGACUGUAAAAUUUUCAGGUUCUGUCGUUCAAAAUGUCACGCAGCAUUCAAAAAGAAGAAGAAUCCACGUAAAACCAAAUGGACUAAAGCUUACCGCAAAACAGCUGGCAAAGAGUUGGCCAUCGAUCCAUCGUUCGAAUUUGAAAAACGUCGCCACAUACCAGUGAAAUAUAAUAGAGAAUUAUGGACGAAGACCAUAGAAGCUAUGAAGAAGGUGGAAGAAAUCAGACAGAGAAGAUCCAACAACUACAUAAUGCAAAGGCUGAGGAAAGGCCGUGAAGUUGAGUGGCAAAGAGAUGUUAGAGAAGUACAAAGGGAUAUUUCACUUAUCAAGUCACCUGCAGCUGGUCUUAAACAACGUCAAGCUGCUGAAGAAACAGAAAUGGAAGUGGAACCUGAAACUAUUGAGGUUGUGGAUGCUAAAGGUCGCAAGCAAGUCAUUGAGGCUCCAGUUAUGGUACCAGCCACAGGGGAGAUGAUUGAAGAUGGUGGAGUUAUUGAUUUAUAAUUUUUUAGCAAGUUCAAUAUUCUUAACAAAAGAGUGGAUGAAAUUGAUUAGUUUCAUAUCUCAUUUUUACA
Molecule: messenger RNA, 744 nt
Organism: Diatraea saccharalis (sugarcane borer)
Lineage: Eukaryota; Metazoa; Arthropoda; Insecta; Lepidoptera; Crambidae
Source: the annotation of a GenBank genome assembly